Messenger RNA from Chlorella variabilis, 3057 nucleotides. RefSeq lists its product as hypothetical. The transcript is spliced from 31 exons. Gene Ontology annotation, cellular component: plasma membrane. Lineage: Eukaryota; Viridiplantae; Chlorophyta; Trebouxiophyceae; Chlorellales; Chlorellaceae. Bases 1 to 3057 code for a protein of 1018 amino acids. Gene Ontology annotation, molecular function: calcium-activated cation channel activity. The record is from RefSeq and is a predicted model, not a curated record.
AUGGCCACGAGCGGCAAGUCUCUGGCCAUCACAGCCGGCAUCUAUGCCAUCAUCGCCCUCCUCGUCUUCAUCUUCUUCUCAUGGUGGCGCACCACCAAGCUCACCCGCAAGUUCUUCAGCCCCAAGCUGUACACGCCGGGGGAGCACCGCCCGCCGCCCAUAUCGGCACGGUUUGGGGCGUGGGUCCCCAAGGUGCUGUACAUGAGCGAGGCUGAGGUGAUCCGGUGCGGCGGCGUGGAUGCCGCCAUGUACAUCAAAAUUCUACGCAUGGGCGUGGAGAUCUUCCUCAUCGUGUCUUUCUUCGUGCUGGUCAUCAUCCUGCCCAUCAACUGCACCGGCAGCGAGGUGGACAACCUGAUGUCGGACCCGAACGGGGCUGGCCUGGAGUCCAACCCCCUCUACCAGUACCUCGUACCCAACGGUACCGCCACCAACAGCAGCAAUGCAGCCACUGGGGAGGCCAUCACCACGCUGCCCGAUGUGUACAACAGCACCGAGGGCGACCCGCCCCCCGGCAUGAUCUGGUGGCGCUACAACGACGACAUCGACCCGCGCGCCUACCAGCAGCCGGAGCAAGUGCUGGGGCCCAACUACUCGACGUACGGCUGGAGGUGGGAUCAGGCCUACCAGCAGGUGGACUACAAGUUCACCUCCCUGGACAAGACCACCAUUUCCAACAUCCCGCCCCGCUCGCCGCGCCUGUGGGCCCACGCCGUCAUCACCUGGGUUGUCUCCUUCUUCGUCUACAUGUGCCUGUGGAAGUACAACAAGGAGGCGCUGCGCCUGCGCAUCUUUUACCUGCUCAACCAGCCCCCGGGAGCAGAGUCGCACACCAUCCUGUGCCAGGACGUGCCCGGCGUGGCCUGGGGCACCAUCCCCAACCGCGCCGACGGCACCUUGCUCAAGAUCAUCCCCAAGAGCGUCAAGCAGCAGGCCUUCAAGCAGACGGCCAUGCUGGCUGAGAAGGGCAAGUCGACGGUGGGCGGCGUGGGCGGCGCGGUGGGCGGCGUGGGCAGCGGCGCUGUCAAGGCGCUGGCCGGCAACGAGGACCUGGAGUCGUCCAACCUGGCCGCCGCCCAGGCCCUGAGCUCCGGCGGGCUGCAGGUGGACGCCGCCACCGGGCGCUGGGAGAUGCGGGACGCGUGGGCCGAGGCGGUGGCAGGGAUCAAGGCGCACGACGGCAGCGUGGGAGCGAUGGUGGAGGAGGAGUUCCGCAAGAUCUACGGCGAAGACCUGGCGGCGGUGCACAUGGUGCACAACACCUCGGCCCUGGACCCUCUGGUAGCGGAGUACGAGAAGCUGCGCCUGGCCUGCACCGAUCUCAUCGACAACUACAUCUCCCUCAAGCGCCGCGGCAAGGAGAUGGCGCCCAAGAAGCUGACCGUGUUGGGCGCGGCCAUGGGCGCCUGGGGCCGCGAGAAAUACGGCAUGAAGCCGGUCAAGGUGGACGCCUUUGAGUUCUACAGGGACCGGCUGACGGAGCUGCGCCGCGCGAUCCACGAGGAGCAGGGCAAGGCCCAGGAGGCCUCCAACGUAUUCCCCUCCGCCUUUGUCACCUUCAAGCGCCGCACCAGCCAGGUGGUGGGCGCGCGCACGCUGAUGAGCGAGGACCUGUCUGCCUGGCGCUGCCAGGCGGCGCCGCGCGCCGAGGAGAUUGUCUGGGGCAACCUGGGCUUCCGCAUCUGGGAGCGCUCGGGCCGCACCCUGGCCAUGUACGGCCUGUAUGUGGCCGGCAUGGCGUUCUUCAUGAUCCCCGUGGCCGCGGUGCAGGGCCUGCUCUCCAUGAACUCAUUCCUGGACUUUGUCAACUCCAUCCCCAUUGCCGGCGCCUUCCUGACGGGCAUGCUGCCGGGCCUGGCCCUCAAGAUCUUCCUGGCCCUGGUGCCCAUGUUCAUCGUCAUGAUGAACAAGUUUGCGGGCAUGGUGUCUCAGAGCCAGAUCGACCUGGGCCUCGUCUCCCGCUACUUCUACUUCCAGGUGGUCACUCUGUUCCUGGGCUCCUUCAUCGCCGGCACCUUUGCCAACCAGCUCAACCAGUUCAUCAACGACCCGAGCUCCAUCAUCACCAUCUUUGGCACCAGCGCCCCGCAGACAGCCAUCUUCUUCCUCACCUACGUCUUGCUUGAAGCGCUGCUCACCGGGUCCCUCACCCUCAUGCGCCUGGUGCCCCUCAUCAUCUUCUGGGUGAAGAGCCGCUUCCUGGCAGGCACCGAGCGCGCCAAGGCUCGGCUGUGGCAGAACCAGCUGAUGGCCUACGGGGUGCUGGUCCCCAACGACACCAUGGCCUUCCUGCUGUGCCUGACCUUCUGCACCAUCUGCCCCAUCAUCGCCCCCGUGGGCCUGCUGUACUUCAUGGUCAACUACAUGGUGUGGAAGUACCAGCAGGUGUACACCUACACUCCCACCUACCAGAGCGGCGGCCUGGUCUGGGUGCGCGUGUUUGACCAGUGCAUGCUGGGCAUGGUGAUGUUCCACCUGCUCAUGGUCGCCAUCCUGGGCCUGAAGAAGUCCAUCGGCGCGCCCAUCUUCGUCCUCAUCCUCCUGACCUUCGACUUUGUCUUCUGGGUUGCCGUGCACAAGCGCUUCUGGCGGCCCCAGGAGUGCCUGUCGCUAAUCUCUGCCGCCGACAUGGAUGCCAAGGAGAAGGCGGCCAAGGGCGACUCGCGCCAGCUGGGCAAGGAGCUGGACCAGGAGGUGAGCGACCGCUACCUGUCGCCAUCAUUCAAGUUCAGCGACGAGCAGCACGAGCAGACUCUGGACGAGGCGGCGCGCAUGGCGGCGGUGCUUGCCGGCGGCGAGGACGAGAAGCUCUUUGCCAUCUACGAAGAGGAUGACGAUGUGGUGGCGGGCGACGUGGAGGCGCCCAAGCCUGCCGCCAGCGCCACCGCGGCGGCGGCCCCGGCGGCGGCGGCGGUGCCCGCGGCCCGCAACUCAACUGAGUAUGAGGAGGCCUCUGAGCGCUUCCACGACGCCUCAUCCCAGAAGUACAACCGCUCCUCCUACGCCUCCUCCUACGCUUCGGCGGAGGACGAGGCGCCGACGCCCAGGGACGCGUGA